AUGGCAGAAGUGAAGUCAAUGUUCCGGGAAUUUCUUCCCAAACAAGGGCAGUUGCCCGUGGAAGGUGUAACCACUAUGGUGCUGUGUAAAUCCAAACUUGCACCCUUAAAAUCUCUGACCCUGGAAAAACUGGAAAAAAUUCAGCAAGCCACACAGGAUACAAUUUGCCAACAAGAAAUGGCAGAGAAAGAACACCAGCAAAUAACCGACUGA
Choloepus didactylus (southern two-toed sloth) is the source of this 213-nucleotide messenger RNA. RefSeq names its product BBSome-interacting protein 1-like. The coding region runs from base 1 to 213 and encodes 70 amino acids. The record is from RefSeq and is a predicted model, not a curated record. The transcript has a single exon. Gene Ontology annotation, cellular component: BBSome. Gene Ontology annotation, biological process: cilium assembly; receptor localization to non-motile cilium. NCBI's taxonomy places the organism in Eukaryota, Metazoa, Chordata, Mammalia, Pilosa, Megalonychidae.